Populus trichocarpa (black cottonwood) is the source of this 1744-nucleotide messenger RNA. RefSeq names its product RING-H2 finger protein ATL74. NCBI's taxonomy places the organism in Eukaryota, Viridiplantae, Streptophyta, Magnoliopsida, Malpighiales, Salicaceae. Gene Ontology annotation, biological process: protein ubiquitination. Gene Ontology annotation, molecular function: transferase activity. Bases 994 to 1572 code for a protein of 192 amino acids. The record is from RefSeq and is a predicted model, not a curated record. The transcript is spliced from 2 exons.
UCAUCUAAAAAUAUAGGGAUCCAAAGAGAGGCAUUGGCUAUGACAAAUGAGCCAUGGAAUUUACUUCCCCUUUUAAUUAAAGGUAGAGUGGAUGAGUGGGAGAAAGAUUUGGUGCUCGAGAAUAAGCAUAAUCUUAAGCAACUAAGUGUGCUUAUGUGGGAUCAGGUAUCUUCUCUCCCACCUGUAGUCCAGUUUCCAUGGUCACAUCCGAAUAGUGGGCUCCCAAGCGCUUUAAUAGCUUCCGUAUAAUAAUCCUCACAAAAUAUUAAGCCAGCCCUGAUCUCUUUGUAUCCCCAAACAAAUCAAUUCUCUCACAGUUAAUUAGAAGCAGAAAAAAUCUCAUCUUUCCUGCUGCUGCUGCAGAGUACUAUCUACCCAAGUUAAGGUAAGCCAUGAUCAUAGUUCUCUUUAUCCAUGCUGUCAUCCUUGGAAUAACUUACAGGAGGAUUUGUGACUUUGGAAGCCAGAAGAUUAGCUUUAUAUUGGUGAAAUAGGACUCAAGAAAGCUGUUCAAUUCCCCUGAUUUUCUUGUUUAAAUUAUCAAGAAGAUGCUUUUUGUGAUGUCUUUUAUCUCGUUGGAAUCUUGACAGACAUUGCCAUAGCUCAAAAGGCUCAUCUCUCUCUUUUUGGUUGAAAGCAGAUCAACAAGAACCAAAAAAAGAAACCGCGAACCCCAUAAUUUAUUGUUUAGCUUUCACCUCCUGCUCUUGAAGCACCAGAAGCCAUGAACUAGCCUUUAAAUUCCUCUGUUACAACCUGCAAAGAAAUCCAGGACCAGACACAAUUGAAGGCCUUGUUCUAUAUACGAGUGAAAUGAACUCCCUACUUGCAGUCUCCUUUGUGGUUCGAUUUGAUGCUGCUAGGAAGCACUGGAGCCAUGAAAUCUCCAGCCUAUUUGCAUAAACUCAUAAAAGGUCUAAAGAAAUUGUAGUUCGGCUAAGUGGGUAUUGGUGUACUUCUGAGGUGUUGUUGGAUUGAGUCAUAAUAAUAGCUAUGUUUGCUGUUCAUCAUCGUCCACACCGGCUACUCCUGGAGACAGAAUCAAGCACACAAUCUGCAGCAAAUGGAAGCAGGACGCGCAACACAUACAACAGCGAGGCCAAUUUUGAUACCAACAUGGUGAUCAUCUUGGCAGCUUUGCUUUGUGCGUUAAUUUGUGCCCUUGGACUAAAUUCUAUAGUACGAUGCGCCAUACGCUGUAGCAGGAGGUUUACUUUCGAGACUCGUGAUCAGACUGCAGCACAUAUGGCAGCAACAGGCCUCAAAAAGAGCGCAUUGCGACGAAUCCCAGUGAUUAUAUACGGGGUGGCAGGGAUACAUUUAAUAGCUACAGAUUGUGCAAUUUGCCUAGGUGAGUUCAUAGGUGGUGAGAAAGUACGAGUUUUGCCCAAUUGUAACCAUGGAUUUCAUGUUAGGUGCAUUGACACAUGGUUGGUAUCACACUCCUCCUGUCCAACUUGCCGGCAGUCACUACUUGAGCAACCAGCAAGUUCUGAUGCCACAGAAAUUGAAGUUGGGAUUAGACAUCCGGGAAAUGAUGUUCCUAUUGCUGGAGAUCACGAAGCUGGUUGAUCCUGCUUUGAAAGUGAUUCAACGCCAAAUCAAGAACAAGCAAAAAAAGGGUCUUAGUUUCUCUAUUGUUUAAUUUUUGAGAUGUUCAGUUUGUUUGUGUAAUUAUGCUUAGUGAUGUAGAUAUCUUGGCUGAAACUUCAGUGAAUGAGCUAAAUGGAGGUUUCUGAGACUA